This is a messenger RNA of Pocillopora verrucosa, 1077 nucleotides long. RefSeq names its product adenosine receptor A2b-like. Gene Ontology annotation, cellular component: plasma membrane. NCBI's taxonomy places the organism in Eukaryota, Metazoa, Cnidaria, Anthozoa, Scleractinia, Pocilloporidae. Gene Ontology annotation, biological process: G protein-coupled receptor signaling pathway. The record is from RefSeq and is a predicted model, not a curated record. Gene Ontology annotation, molecular function: G protein-coupled receptor activity.
UAUAGAUAAAACGAUUGUCGACUUUUUGCCGUUUGUUAACGAGAAAUUCGUUGGGGAUCGUUUUUACACCUCUGCAUCCUGAAAGAAUCUGUUUGACUUCAUCGCAUUUUGAAAAAGAGGCAUUGAGUCCCACUGUCUAUCAUGUCACCUUGUCAACUUUUGCUGCAAAUGUCCGAUGUUGAUGAUCUUCGUUCGACCGGCAUUAUAUGUUGUGUGUUAAGCAGUAUCCUCUCUUGUACCACCAUUGUGUUGAACAUUAUAACCAUCCACGCGAUUAGAAAAACUUCCUUGUUAUCCAAUACUUUAAAGACAUUUCUUCUGAGUCUUGCUGUUUCUGAUGUUGGUGUAGGUUUGGUUGUCCAGCCGUUUUUCACUUCAAUUUUGGUCAGAGUUUUACAGCAUAGCAUCCCAGAUUGUCCUACUUACAGGGCAUUCGAUGUCAUAUCGCACGUUUUUUCCGGUGCCUCGUUUUUUGGUGUCAUAGCCUUAAGCGUAGACAGGUUCUUAGCUAUUCAUAUUCAUCUCAGAUACCAGGAACUUGUGACUCACAGGCGUGUUAUUGCCGUGGUCAUGUCGAUGUGGCUGCUUAGUUUCUUCAUUGCUUUUUCGAUCUUGUGGGUCCCUAAUACUAUCCGUUUUAUUUCUGUAAGCUUUGUCGGAAUUGGUUGUAUUCUACUGACAAAAAUUGCGUACUCUAGGAUUUAUUUCACUCUAAGACGCCACAAGAAUCAGAUACAGUCCUUGCAAGUACAGGAACCGCAUGAAGAACAAAUUCAACGGGUUGGUGAAAUGACAUAUUUGACAAGCCUUAUCAGGACUGUGGUUGGUGUCUAUUACGUGUACCUUGUAUUUUUGAUUUGCUAUUUGCCGUUUGUUGCUUAUGUAGUUGGUAUUGCUAUUUGUGGACCGACUAUCGCUCUUAAGAGACUUAAUCUCUUCUCAUCGAUUUUUGUAUUUCUUAAUUCAUCUCUGAACCCUGUUAUUUACUGCUGGAAGAUGAGACACGUUCGAAACGCUAUCAUAGACAUACUGCGGAACAUUACAACAUCAAGCCGCGCAUCAGUGGCGCGUUCAUAG